Molecule: messenger RNA, 1005 nt
Organism: Rotaria sp. Silwood1
Lineage: Eukaryota; Metazoa; Rotifera; Eurotatoria; Philodinida; Philodinidae
Source: the annotation of a GenBank genome assembly
AUGACAUGCAAUAUUAAUGAAAACUUAUCAGUUGUUUAUCGUCCUAUUGAAAAAGAUGAACAAGUUCAAGCUCUUGAUUUAUGGUAUUCUGUAUUUGGAGCACAUAGUCCAGGAUGUUUCGAACGUGAUUUCACCAAUGAAGCAGCUCCAACAUAUCAAGAUGGCGAUACUAUUGGUGCAUGGUGUGAUGGACAAUUGGUCAGUACAGUACAUAUUCGACGUCUUAUACUUCAGUCUCGUGACAAUGGUACUAAGUAUUUAUGUGGUGGUAUUUCCAAUGUAGCCACUCUGGAGAACUAUCGAAAUCGAGGAUUUUCGCGACAUCUACUUCGUUUAGCUAUUGAGAGAAUGGAACGAAGCGGAGAAUUCGAUUUAUCUAUUUUAGGUACUGGACGAUAUAAGCAUUAUUCAGUUCUUGGUUGGGAACAAAUGAAUGUGCCCAAUACAACUACUAUCGAAUGGAAGAAUUUUGAUUCUAAUAUGAAUAACAUAAAAUGGUGUUCGCCAUCUGAAAUAUUUUCAUCAGAUAAAGAAUUAAUACUUGCUUUACAUACGAAAAAUCCUCGAGAAUAUCAAUUCGAUCGGUCACCUUCAUCUGUAUUCGAGCAUUUUAUAGGUUGGAACUGGCGAUUGAAUAACGCCAUUAUUUAUAUACAUCAUGAAGAAGAAUCGGGUUAUGUUGUAAUCAGUAAAUCAGACAACAUUAAUGAUAUUUAUGUAUCUGAAUGGCGAGCACCGAAUAUUGACGUCGAAAGAAAAUUAUUCAAAAUCGCAGCUGAAGAGAUUUAUCGUCGACAACAGCAGCAGACAAAUAUAGUACGUUUUCAUGGCUUACCUCAGUAUAUGACCAUUGAGGAAUUGGAACAAUGGGCUGGAAAGAUAAAAAUAGAUUUCGUAGCAGACAUGAUGAUACGUAACAUUCGUCUUUCGAAAGAAACAAUUGACAAGAUCAAAACAGCGUAUUUGAAAGGUUCCGCAACAUUUUGGUCAGCUGAUUAUUUUUAA